Lactuca sativa (garden lettuce) is the source of this 943-nucleotide messenger RNA. Lineage: Eukaryota; Viridiplantae; Streptophyta; Magnoliopsida; Asterales; Asteraceae. The record is from RefSeq and is a predicted model, not a curated record.
UAUUACAUACAAACCUUCAGUUUUUCAUCAUAUUUUGCAGGGAUUGGCGCCAGCUUUUGCGAAAAAGUAUUUGGAAAUAGGUAAGAGGAAGAAAAAAACAAUCAUUAAUCUCAAAACUGAAUCUGCUGUCAAAUGGAGCGUCAAAUACGUAAAGAUUGAAGACAGAUAUUACUUCAUGGAUGGAUGGCUCAAGUUUAUGAAGGACAAUCGUCUUCAAAUGGGAGACUUUCUUGUCUUUUGGUUAUGUUCUCCUUCUCCAAAUCUAAUGUUUCAGGUCUUCUUCUUUGCACCCAAUGGCUGCCUCAAACACCCAAUUAGCACUUCAGGUGUAGGUGAUGAUGAUUGGAUGAAACCCUUCGUCAAAGAAGAGGACAGUGAUGAUGAUGAUGAGGAAUUAUUGGGAAACGUGCAGAAGUUUGUGAGGGUUCUCAGGAUAUCCUACCUUCAUCGAAUGCCAUUGUCGAAUGCUAUUUUGAAUACAACUGGAAUCGAUGCGUACGCCUAUGUGUGGUUGAGAAAUGACGACGGAAAGUUAUGGAAAGUGGAGGUAGCCAAGCACGGCCAAAAGGGCCAGCCACGUCUAGCGAGAGGAUGGUCGGAUUUCAGGAAAGGUAAUAAAAUGAAGAUCCAAGACAUUUGUGAGAUCAGUCAUGUGAAGCACAACUUGCUGCAUGUUCAUGUGAUAAAGAAGCAGAAAAGGGAACGACCCUCAACAGGAAAAUGAUUGGAUUGAAUAGCUGGUUUCCUGAUUAUAUUUAAGAAUAGAUGUUAGAAUUAUAUCUUUAAUUAAGGAUGGCAAAUGAACGACUGAACCAGUAUAUUUUGAACACCGUUUUCAUUCAUGAAUCUUUUGGGUUAUCUUGCUGAUUGAAAUUGAUGUUGUAGGUUUACUUGGGCAGAUGAUAAGAUAUAUAAUAAAAAAUAGGUUGUGUUUAAUUAAUUA